This is a messenger RNA of Esox lucius (northern pike), 2198 nucleotides long. RefSeq names its product M-phase specific PLK1 interacting protein (gene mplkip). The coding region runs from base 110 to 697 and encodes 195 amino acids. Gene Ontology annotation, cellular component: nucleus; midbody; centrosome. The transcript has 2 exons. The record is from RefSeq and is a predicted model, not a curated record. NCBI's taxonomy places the organism in Eukaryota, Metazoa, Chordata, Actinopteri, Esociformes, Esocidae.
UUUUCUUUACUCAUAAAAACACAGACCCGAACAACAUCCAUUUCGCGUUUGCUUUAAAGUAAGCAUAGAUCGUUUUUUGUGCUCAGUAGUUUAUAAUUCUAUUUUGAUAAUGCACAGACCGAAUUUCAGACAACCUAGUCCGGGUGGAAUGGGUUCGAGAGGAGGUACUUUCGGAAGCACAACCGGAUUCGACAGUAGUGCGGGCGGGAUCCUUCCCUCGCCGCCGUGGGGUUUCCGUGGUGGUCCCCCUCCGUCGUUUGGAUCACCUAGAUUUGGGCAGUAUGAUUGUGGCUCUCCCAAUACUCCCCCGAGAGACUUUGUUGGUAACUGUAAUAAGAGUUAUCACGGUGGAAGUGGGGGUAAAGGAAGAUUCAACAACAGUGGCUCAUCUCCAACGUAUACUCCGCGUAGACAGAACCAGAGUCCUUGUGGCGCUCCUUACAGAAAUUCCCCAUACAAUUUACAAAGUCCCGGACAACAUAUGGGUUAUCAGGGCUCUCCGCGGCAUUCCACUCCGUUUGGGUCGCGCGGUGGCAGGGACAGGGGCCAGGGGGCACGUGGUGGUGUGGAGAAGUUUUACAACCCCUCUAUGCUGCAGGACCCGUGGGCUAGCCUACAACCAGUACCAGUCACAGAGACAGGCAGCUCCCAACAGCAAGCCACAAACACAGGCAGGCCAGGGAGGUAUUUCAACUAGGACUUUGCCCAGCCACUAGGACAAUGCCUCUGCCCUUUUCGUUCAUAUUAGCCCUAUUGUUUUAUUGGUUUCGGACAAUUGCCAAAACCAGUUCCGCUGGUUGUAGGACUUGCCAUUUGUGAAUGGCAACAUGACCUAUAAAAGACUAGUACAGCAAUCUUUGAAGAUGUCAGAGGAUUCACCAGCAUCUGUCUGUGGCCAUGGACUGACCACUGGCUGAAGCGCUUUUCCAGCAGAUCUUGAUCACACCUUUUUAAACCUGAUUAUGAGACUUCUCAAUUUCAGGGCAACGGCAGCAUACCAAACACAGGGAAAUGUUAAUCAGAUCAAAAUGAAUUUUCUUUUAUCCAUCUGCAGGGUAGUUUGAUACAUGUAUAUCUGUACCUUUUAUGAUAUGUUAAUGGUUCCUCUGUUUUUAACAUUUUGUCAGUGAGUGUACAUAGAAAGGGGCUUUUUAUUUAGUUUUGCCACUCAGAUGUACAGCGCUGAAUGUCUUGAGCUCUACGUGUUUGAGCUCCGAUGUACAGCGCUGAAUGUCUUGAGCUCUACGUGUUUGAGCUCAGAUGUACAGCGCUGAAUGUCUUGAGCUCUACAUUGUUAGUGUUGCAUUGAAGAACUGAUUGGUUGGUGUGGUCUAUGAUGUAUACCUCUUCGUUCUAGACUGAUUUAUACAAUACUUAUAUUUUGUUAAAUGUAUUUUACUGGGAUUUUAAAUUGGGCAAUAUAAACCACAGCUUUAGGUUUCUAGGCCACUGCCUCAGGUUUCUUAAGUGUUUGUAGUAAAUUUACAUGUCGUAGUUUGUGAUUCCCAUAUGCGGCAGACUAAACACAUUUGUAUUCCUCGCAACACAUACACUCUUACGCAUCCAGCAUCUCACACAUAAGUUGUCUACUGGUUUGUAUUAAAUCUUGCUGUUAAAGCUGGAAUCCUUAAUGUAAUUUUUUUUGGGACCAAUCUGUUAGUGUAUACCUUUUUAUUCUGGAAGAAAACUGAUUCAUGAGCUUAUGAUUCAGAACCCCCGCCCUCCGAUUUUACUAGAAAGGUUGUAAACAAGAUAAAUACAAAACAACUGAAGCCUCUGCAGAAGGGAAACUCCUGGGGGAUUGUAACAAUGGCUCAGUACUUGCAUGUUACUGCAAUUAUUUAUUUACAGGUUACUAACUGGAUGUUGGUUACGAUUAUCCUAGUUUUGACAAAAAAACAUAAAAGACUAAGUGUCAGACCAGCUAGGCCAGGCUGAUAGGGUCAGGACAGCUUGUUGGUAAACCUGAGGCAGGGACUCGUGAUGGUCACCCAAUUAUUUAUGAGAAGGAGAAAUAACAUUAUGACUGAACUAAAGUGAUUCCCCUUAACGCUCAGUGCCUACAACAAGGCUGCUGUUCCUCACAUGGAGUUUACAGGACCUACUUUAUGAAUUCCAUUGUAAUGUACAUUGUUCCAAUUAAGGAUUCUGGCUUUCAUCUGGAAUAAGACACACACGAAGAGGCAGAGACAUUAACA